AUGUCAGACUCUUUCUUUGGCUUCGACACUACAUUACCACCUUUAAAUUCUGACCAGUUGACUGGGGUAGAAUCAAGAGAAGACUUUGAGGUUUAUGAUUAUGAACAAAACUUUGAUUUAGGUGCCCAGUUAGAAGAAACAGGUGACGAUUUAAAUGCCGAAACGUUUGGAGAUGUUGGGGACGUCGACCAGGAUUUUGAUUUUACGGGAAGUACAGCAAAAAUUGUAGACACAAUAAAAAAAGAAGAGGAAAUUUAUAUUGGUCGACGAGAAAGCGCCACGUCAGAUAAAGGCGAUGAACAAUCCAAACGAAGACCAUCUUACGCGGCUUUAUGGGUAAAUGAUUCGGAGGUUGUGUUUAAUGGCAAAAAUAGUCAUCCAAACGAGGUAGUAGGUACUCCAUCAUUAUCCGAGUCUCCAAUAAGUCCUUCUAUAUGGGGGUCAUUUCAUGCGCCAUCAAGUCGCACAGAAGGUGGUAUUGUUCCUGGUCCCUUCGAAAAUUCCCAUCAUUAUACACCCCCUCAAACAUCACCACCACUACUAGGAUUCGGGCCUCCUGCACAUUCUUCUGCACGCGCGCCAAUGUCGCUUGAAGAAAUUGAAGCUCAAUUGCACAGACAAGCCGGAUUGCCCGAAAAGAGAAUGCUGAGCUUGGCUGAGGUCGAAGCCGCCUUGCUAGGCAUUAAUGGUCGGCCACCACCACAACAAUUAAUGUACCCUACCAACGAACCUGCUUUUAGGGGUCAAGACAAUACUGCUUUUUUAGAACAAGAAGCUGCUUACAGAGAACAAGAAGCUGCUUACAGAGAACAAGAAGCUUUGUCAUUUCAUAGGGAAAGAAAACGAAGAGAUAAACAAAGAAAAUUGGUUGAAAUGUCUCGAUAUAAUGGUCUUAUGACGCAAAGUGAUAAAGAUUUCAUCAAUCGCAUUCAAAUAUCACAACUUGUAACUGAUGAUCCUUAUGCAGAUGACUUUUAUUAUCAAGUAUAUACUGCUAUACGAUCUCGUCAACCACAGCAACAACAACCUUCAAUAUCCACUUUUUCACCACAACUUGGAGGGUCUGGUUUCAUGGGACAUGAACGAGGGCGUCAUCGAAGUAGAGGAUCUGAAAGUGGAUUAUUAAAGAUGCAACAACAAGUGUUAAGAAUUGUUAAUGAUGCAAGAAGGAAACCAAAACUAACACAACUAUCACUAGAGGGUGCUCUAGGUAAAAUUGCUCUUAAUUCUGUACGUAACCCUAGACAAUUAUUACAAGUUUCAUCCAAGAGCAAUGACAUUCAUCAUGCGGGUCCUAGCAAUGGUAGUGGUGGUAUUCAUAAUCAGCAUCAAAAAAUUCCGUCAAUUUCAUCACAUGGUGUUAUAGAUCAUCGAAAGAUUUUGAGGUCUAUUGAAAACGUAUAUACAACAGUAUUGGCACUAGAAGAAUUGAGACGAAAUCAACCACCGCUGCCGAGACCAUACGCUGAUCACGAGAGAGUGGCCGUUGAAAGAUGGAAUGAAGAUUAUGCUGAACUCGCAAAAACGAUGUGGGAAGAACUAAGAGUAACAGAAAUUAUUAACAGCAUACUUUCUGUAGCGAAAGGAAAAAAAGUGAUUCCACGAGUCAUACGUCAUUGUCUUUCUGAACAAAUAUUUAAUUUAAUCACAGUAUUAGUAUCCAAUUUUGAAACAUUAGAUGUAUGCAAAGGUGCAAUUUGGGGUCCUCAAGGAAAUGUUAAUCCAACAAUGUUAGAGGAAGUUGAACUGUUUAUGAACACUGUUGUUCCACCUUUGCUACAAUUUGUCGCAGAAUCCCCAUUAAGGAUAGUGAUUGGAUUAUUUGGAUUAUUUAUCGAAAGGAAUAAUAUCGUAUGGGUGGCGAGAAGUAAGGUUGGCUUGGCGUUUUUAACAAUGUUUUUGAGUCGUGCUGAAAUUUUAAAACAAGGAGGCGGUGCCAUGCAAGGAUUGCCACCACCAGAAGAACUAGAGAUGAUACAAUGGCAAGAAUUAUAUAAUCGAUUAUUCAGUCUUCUGCAAAACCAUUUUAUAUCACUAUACCCACCAUUUAUGAUUGGAAUCGAUGAUAUGUAUGUGUGGCAAUUUCUCGCUGCAAUGGCUGUUGGUGCAUCCACGGAACAACAACAUGUGUUGGUUACUGAAGUGAGGGAAAGAGUACUUGAAACUGUGAUACAAGCUUCAAGGCUACCAACAGACAAAGCAUCUCAUAAAAUUGCCAAUGUGAACUUAUUCUUGAAUGCAUUAGGGCUUGACGCGUCACAACUUAAAGUUUAA
Messenger RNA from Cetraspora pellucida, 2274 nucleotides. The record is from the annotation of a GenBank genome assembly. NCBI's taxonomy places the organism in Eukaryota, Fungi, Glomeromycota, Glomeromycetes, Diversisporales, Gigasporaceae.